Molecule: messenger RNA, 1788 nt
Organism: Chionomys nivalis (European snow vole)
Lineage: Eukaryota; Metazoa; Chordata; Mammalia; Rodentia; Cricetidae
Gene: Pip5kl1
Product: phosphatidylinositol-4-phosphate 5-kinase like 1
Exons: 10
Coding region: 59-1237 (392 amino acids)
Biological process (GO): phosphatidylinositol metabolic process
Molecular function (GO): phosphatidylinositol kinase activity
Source: RefSeq, a predicted model, not a curated record
UCCCUGCAUCGCGGUCUCGGGGAUACAGCCAAAGCCAGAGAAGCAGCAGCUAGGGGCGAUGGCCACUCCAAGCCCGGGGGCCCGCGAGACCUCCUCCCCAGAGGCUGCAAGCAGGGCAGUUUCCCCAGGGAGUCACCAUGGCUUCUUUUGGCGUCUCCGAGACAAGCACAAUCGAGUCGGCCUGUUUGAGGUCAAUCCAGGGCACGAACUGCACAGAAUGACACGCAUGAUGCAGGAAGGGCUGUGGGCUGCCACCCAGGUCUUCAUGGACAACCCACCCAAGGGACCUCUCACCCAGAAGGAUUUCUCUGAAGUCAUGACCCAGGUUCAUGAAGAGGGCUUCGAGAUGGGCACCCUGGCCGGCCCAGCUUUUGUACGUUUGAGGCACUUUCUGGGCCUGAACGAAGAGGACUACCAGGCUACUCUGGGCCCCAGUGGCCCCUACCUUCAGUUUCUCAGCACCUCCAAGAGCAAAGCCAGCUUCUUCCUGUCCCACGACCAGCGCUUCUUCCUGAAGACCCAGAGGCAGCAGGAGGUGCAGGUGCUUCUCGCCCACCUGCCCCGCUACGUGCAGCACCUGCGGCGGCACCCACACUCGCUGCUGGCACGGUUGCUGGGAGUGCACAGUCUGCGGGUGGCUCGCGGAAAAAAGAAGUACUUCAUCAUCAUGCAGAGCAUCUUCUACCCUGUGGGCCGCAUCUCUGAGAGGUAUGACAUCAAGGCUUGUGAGGUGAGCCGCUGGGUGGAGCCAGUCGCUGAGGGCAGCCCCUUUAUCCUGGUGCUGAAGGACCUCAACUUUGAGGGGAAGACCAUUAACCUGGGACCCCAGCGGAGCUGGUUCCUCCGCCAGAUGGAGCUGGACACCGCCUUCCUGCGGGACCUGAAUGUGCUGGAUUACAGUCUCCUGGUGGCCUUUCAACUUCUCCGCGAAGAUGAAAAGGAUGCUUACACCGUUUACAGUACAAUGAGGUCCGUACAUGGUGCACCAAAUUUGGGGUUGACGGAGAGCCAGAACCGCCGGCUGCUGCUAGACGUCCCCAACGCCCUCCAUAUCUUGGAUGGGCCAGACCAACGUUAUUUUCUGGGCUUGGUGGAUCUGACCACUGUCUAUGGGCUUCGCAAACGGCUGGAGCAGUUGUGGAAGAUGAUGCGCUAUCCAGGCCAGUCCUUCUCCACCGUCAGCCCGGCUCGCUACGCCCGUCGCCUGUGUCAGUGGGUGGAGACGCACACCGAGUGACUCUCACCUGUCUGCUUUCUCAUCUGGACAAUGGGCAUGCGCCCGCAACAAUUUUCCAGCGGUACCCAGGGAGCUAGCCUGCAGUUACUCCUACUAGCCACAGGAGGGCAGCAUCCCCUAACUAAUGCUGUAACUACUCAGCCCUAUUCGGUGAUGGUGCUGUGCCCUGCUUAGAGGAAGGACCCCCCCAACCCCCAUUCCCAUUAGCUCAUUUACUAUUAAAAAAAUGUUGAUAUUUUCUUUUUACAGGCCGCGAAAUGAAGGCUCACGGGGUGAAGGGGGUGAGGAAAGACCACAGCAAUAAAUGCUGGAACCAGCCUGCACCGUGCCUUGAGCCUGGGAACUUACAGUCUUGGCCACCCAGCUCCUGUAGCCCUAGCUUCACACUCUGUAGAAGGAGGAGAGUGGAAGCUCUGCCCCCUUGUCCCAAUGGGAGAACAAGUCCAGAGGCUUUAAGGUGCAAGACCAGUCCCGGAUACUAGGCCCCCCAGUUCCCAGCUCUGAUUAAGGCUCCACAGUGCCCCUCUGGGAGACAAGUGGGUUAAGAUGAG